AUGUUAUAUGCAACUUACCCCAGGCAACUGCAGCCGCCGCCCCGCAAAGGCGAGAAGAAGGCGUACUCGGGCGUGAUGGAAGGCCUUGCGAAGAUCUGGAAAGAAGAAGGCAUCGCGGGGUUCAUGCGUGGAAACGGCAUUAAUUGCUUGCGCAUUGCGCCGUACAGCGCCGUGCAGUUUACCGCGUACGAGUCUAUGAAACACUGGCUUGCGCGGCCUGUUUUUGAGACAGCCAUCGACGCGCGCGGCGUCGCUACCGACCACUUCGCGUACGAGCUCGGCGCGAUACCGCGGCUUGUCGCGGGCGCUGUAGCUGGGAUUGCCAGUGUGGUCUCGACGUAUCCUCUGGACCUUGUGCGCUCGCGCAUCAGUAUUGCGUCGGCCUCCAUGUACGGCGAGAAGGGCGCGACGCCGCACAGGAUUCCUGGGAUAUGGGAAAUGACAUGCAAGGUAUACCGCGAAGAAGGGCGGCUUCGUGGACUCUAUCGCGGCUGUAUCCCGACUAGCAUGGGCGUGGCGCCUUAUGUUGCAUUCAACUUCUUUUUUUACGAGCAGGCGCGUGGUUUUUUCUCCAGCGAGGAUGGGACGCCGCCGUCGGCGCCGAUGAAGUUAGUGUGCGGCGCAUGGGCAGGCGCGAUAAGCCAGACUCUUACAUACCCGCUGGAUGUGAUCCGGCGAAGGAUGCAGGUGGCAGGGAUGCCAGACUCCCAGCUGGGGUACAAGGAUAAGAGUGGCAUCGAUGCUAUUCGGAAUAUUGUCCGGCGCAGUGGGAUCAAGGGCCUCUACUUUGGGCUCGGGCCGAACCUGCUCAAAGUCGCGCCGUCCAUGGGCACAUCGUUUUUGACGUUUGAGAUGGUCCGCAGUUUGCUUUCGCACCUCGACGCUAAUGUAUAG
Molecule: messenger RNA, 894 nt
Organism: Malassezia vespertilionis
Lineage: Eukaryota; Fungi; Basidiomycota; Malasseziomycetes; Malasseziales; Malasseziaceae
Exons: 1
Coding region: 1-894 (297 amino acids)
Biological process (GO): transmembrane transport
Source: RefSeq, a predicted model, not a curated record